AAUUUUUUUAAAGAAUCUCAACAUGAAGCUUCAUCAUGAAUGAUAUUUUAGAAAACUGGAUAUUAUAUAUAUAUAUAUAUUUUUUGCGCGUACAUUUUAUUCAUCGCAUAAACUAAAUAAAGUGUCUAUUUCCAGAAAAUUUAAUUUAUAAAAAAUAUACAAACGUAUGGCAACGAAAGUGAUUUAUUUUACUGUUUCCAACAGACCAGAACAAGCUGAAUUUCUUUUGGAUGCUACUUCGGAUGAAAUAAAAGAUUGUUUUCGUUCUGCUGCUGAAGCUGGUCCUUAUGACAUAUUAAAAUUGUACAAUGAUAAUGGAAAUCUUAUCAAUAUAUCAGCUUCAAUACAACAAAAUAGUUCAUGUAAUCCUUAUAAACUAGAAGUUGUUGCAGCACAUUGCGGUCAUUGUGGCAAAGAUUUUCAUGGUUUGGAUAUUGAAAGUGUAGAUAAUCGUUUGCAAAUGUUGGAGAAAAGAAUUUUGUUAGAGGAAGGAAUACUUCCUAUUGAACUAAAUGAGUUAAAAAAGAAAGUAGAUAGUUUUAAAGAAAAGUUGGAGAGUGUAGAACAUUUAAGUUGGCUUGGUCUUUUCAAAGAGAUGUCUAUUGGUCCUUCAGCUUUACCUUACAGCAAUCUGGACAAGACAGCUAAGCUGCGAAGAACUCAAUCAGAGUAUGAAGAGGUCCUCAAUAAAUUUCUUAAAAUGGGAUCCGGAUUGACUUCUGAAGAAACUCUAGAAAAGUUACGCCGCCCUUCAUUUGAUAAUUGGCAGUGGGAAGAUGCAGAGAUGAUGUUUCUUGUUCAGCAAAUGUUUUUGGAUCUUGGACUUGUUGAAACUUUUCAUAUUGAUAUGUCCACACUCCAGCAAUUUAUUUUUUCAGUUUACAAACAUUACAACCUAGUUCCUUACCAUAAUUUUCGACAUUGCUUCUGCGUCACUCAAAUGAUGUAUGGCAUGAUAUGUUUAAGUGAAGUGCAACAUAUGAUACCUCCAUAUGAAGUUUUAAUUUUGAUUGUAGCAGCAUUUUGUCAUGACCUAGAUCAUCCUGGACAUAAUAACAGUUAUCAAGUGAAUGCAAGGAAAGAACUUGCAAUCAGAUAUAAUGAUAUUUCUCCAUUGGAGAACCAUCAUGCAGCUGUUGCUUUUGAUAUUCUUAGUCAGCCACAUUGCAAUAUUUUCUCAAAUGUGAAGCCAGAACUAUACAAAAAAAUCAGAGCCGGAAUAAUUAGUUUAAUUCUAGCUACUGAUAUGGCACUUCACAAUGAACUAUUAAAGGAAUUUAAAUUGAUUAUAGAGAAUGGUUUUGAUUGGUUGUCUGAAGAUCAUCGUAAAUCAAUGUUAAAAACGUUUAUAAAAGCUGCCGAUGUUUCAAAUGAAACGCGUCCUAUGGACAUUGCAGAACCAUGGCUUGAAUGUUUGCUUCAAGAAUUUUUUAACCAAAGCGAUCUUGAAAAGCUUGAAGGGUUGCCUACAUCAGCUUUUAUGGACCGAGAUAAAGUAACAAAAUCUUCCGCACAAAUUGGUUUCAUAAAAUUUAUUCUUAUUCCUUUGUACGAAGCAAUGGCAGAGUUAUUUCCGAUCUUUGAGGAUUAUUUGCUGAAGCCGAUUAAAAAGGCUUUUGACUACUAUGUUGAAAUGGGUCAAAAAAUGGAGUUAGACAAACAAAAAGAACAAGAAAAACAUUCAACAAAAUUUAGCGCGGACUAUGAACGACAGCUAAAUUCAGAAAUGAAUCGCAAAUUGAGUCUCGAAUUCGAUAAACGUCUCACUGAAGAAAUACAAAAAAAGUUCAAUGAAGAACGAGAACGUCGAGCGAGUACUGGCUCGCGUGGAGAAACUGGAGGAUCUAGUCGAAAAUCAUCAAAAGUUAAUGAAUUAUAUGAUAAAUUUGUCUCAGAACCAGAUGAAAUAGCACAUUUAUCAAGUGUAGAUGUUCUUGAUUCUUUAGAAACCAACUUGACUGUUUGUAAACAGACUUCUACCGACAUUGAAAAAACGUUUUGUCUAAACUGCAGUUAAUAGGAAAAAAAAAAAAAAACAAUAUUUUUUGUAAUGUAAGGGAAAAUGCCUUUUCUUUCAUAUACCUUACCAUCAAAGAAUAUUCUAGAAAAAGUAUUCUAUAUGAAAUAAUAUAAUAACACGCUUACGAGAAAAUUUUAUAAAUGUUUAGAGAUGUGUUAUGUAUUCUAGAUUCAAUUUAGACACCGUUAGUCAAUAUUAUAAUAAAAUAAUUUAUUUGAAA
Molecule: messenger RNA, 2240 nt
Organism: Hydra vulgaris (swiftwater hydra)
Lineage: Eukaryota; Metazoa; Cnidaria; Hydrozoa; Anthoathecata; Hydridae
Product: high affinity cGMP-specific 3',5'-cyclic phosphodiesterase 9A
Biological process (GO): cGMP catabolic process; signal transduction
Molecular function (GO): 3',5'-cyclic-GMP phosphodiesterase activity
Source: RefSeq, a predicted model, not a curated record